CUAGGAAAUGUCCGGGAAUCGUCGAUCGGGUUUGGCAUCAUGACUUUGCAGAAACAACUAUUGUCUAUCACAUUGGGUUCGGGCUUUCAAGAUCAAAUCAAUGAUGUCGACGAUGGGAUCAAAUUGAUUGCGAAGCACCUUUCUAAUAAGAAAGUCUUGCUCGUUCUUGACGACGUGGAUGACGAGGAGCAACUCCAGAAACUAGCCAUCAACCGCAUAACUUUCUGCUCAGGAAGCAGAGUUAUUGUGACAACUAGGAACAAAAGCAUCAUGAAAUCCAACAAAACUUUGGAGUACGAAGUGAAGCCGUUGGAAAAUGCUCAAUCACUUGAGCUUUUCAGUCAACAUGCUUUCAGAAGGAAUCCUCCUCCAUAUGAAUUUGUCAAUCUUUCGAGACAAAUAAUUUCUACGACUGGAGGACUUCCUUUGGCUCUUGAAGUCAUAGGCUCAUUACUUUGUCAUCAAAACAAAGCCUCAUGGAAUGAUGUGCUAGACAAUCUGAGAAAAAUACCUCAUAAGAAGGUCCAGGACAAGCUGAAGAUCAGCUACACGGCCUUAAAUCAUGAGGAACAACAGAUUUUUCUCGACAUCGCAUGUCUCUUUGUGGACAAGGACAAGACAAAUGCAUUCUACAUGUGGAAGGAUUGUGGGUUUGGGCCAGAUUAUUCAAUUCAAGUCCUUGUAUGCAUGUCCUUAAUAAAGAUAACUGAUGACAACAAAUUCUGGAUGCACGACCAAUUGAGAGAUCUCGGGAGGAAAAUUGUUCGUGGAGAUAUGAGACUAACCGAUCCAAAAAAGCAAAGCAGGUUAUGGGUUCCUGAGAUGGCCAAUAACAUCAUAGGAACAAAAGAGAGAAAGAAGGCCAUUGAAGCAAUUUGCUUAUGUGAACCAACACGAGUUUAUACGAGCAAAGAGUUUUCAAGGCUUCCAAACAUAAGGUUCCUCAUAUUAAAGUGGGGGAAUUUCAAAGGAGACUUUGCAAAUCAGUUUUCAGAGUUAAGAUACAUGACCUGCACAAUGGUCUCUCGAGAGUUCUUGGCCAUCAAUUUUCAUCCAAGCAAUCUUGUAGUUCUUCAACUGACGUUUAGUUCAAUCACGGAGGAAUGGGCUGGAUGGAGUCAAUUCAAGGUUGCUAAAAAGCUUAAAGUUUUGGAUAUCUCAUAUUGUAGCGACAUGACCAAGACUCCAAACUUCUCCAAUUAUUUGAGUUUAGAGAUAUUGAAACUUAGGGGUUGUAAAAAACUAACUGAAGUUGAUGGUUCCCUCAAAAAGCUUAAGUGCUUGAUUUACUUCGAUGUGAAUGGGUGCAAAAAUCUUAGGGAGUUGCCCAAAGGGAUCGGAGGGUUACAGAAGCUCAAGUACUUGAAUUUAUGCGAUUGCCAAAAGUUGAGGAAGCUACCUGAAUCAUUUGCGAGAUUGACAUCACUAGUACAGUUAGAUCUCUCGAGUACGGCCAUCACAAGAUUACCUGACACCAUUGGUAACCAAAAGCGCUUGUCAAUUCUUAACUUGACGUUUACAAAAAUCGAUGAACUUCCCAAUUCUAUUGGGAAUUUACGAGAACUUAAGUCUCUCUUUCUAUCGUAUACUAACAUAAGGGAACUUCCGUUCUCGAUUGGUAACUUGGAAUCUCUACUUGAGUUGGACAUUUCAUACACAAACUGUAUGCAAUUACCCAAAUCUAUUGGAGACCUAAGUAGAUUAAAAAUCAUCAAGAUUUCGCGUACUCCAAUAAAAAAGCUACAACGGAGCAUUGUCAUGCUAAAAGAGUUGGAAGAGCUACAUGCCGAUGAGUGCUUGGAUCUAAAGUGGGAAAUUCCUGAGGACAUUUGGCAAUUAUCGCUUUUGAGAGUGUUGGACUUGCGAUACACCCCUAUUAAAAAUAUUCCACAGAAGAUCAAACUACUUCCUCGCCUAGAGAAAUUGAGUUUAGGGUUGUGUAGCAAACUCAAAGUAUUACCGGAGCUUCCUACAAAUUUGAUAAGCCUAAGCUUAGGAUCACAUUUAUUGCAGCAGCUCCCGAAUCUCUCAAACCUAACUAAAUUGGAGGAUUUGAACUGUCAUGAUUAUGAUGAGUACUGUGGUCCUUUCUCCUUACAAUAUGGUCAAUGCCAACUGUCCCUUGAGGUCCUUCCACCGUGUGUUUCAACAUUGUCAUUGGAAGAUCUCAAAUCGACAACUAGUUUGUCAUUUCGUUGCAACUUGAGAAAAUUGACACGUUUGAACAUUUUUCAAUGUUGUUGGAAGGAAGUUCAACUCGAUGGGCUUGAACAGUUGGUUGAAUUUGACGUGUGUUCCUCAGACUUCGUUGAUGGAUUUACUGGUCUUUCGAGUUUGAAGAGGUUGAAGCUGUUGAGGCUGAAAUAUUGUGGAAAUCUUACUGCCAUCCAAGGUCUUGGUUCAUUGGACUCGUUGGAGCAAUUGGAUAUAGUGUGUUGUUGUGACAUUGGAAGUCUAGAUGAUCUAUCGGAUUUGAAAAAGCUGAAGUCCUUGACGAUUGAAAAUUGUCCGAGCUUCAGGUAGUUGAGGGCCUGGAUGAACUAGAGACUCUCAGAACAUUGAGUUUUUGGAAUUGCAGAUCAUUGAAAAGUUUCC
This is a messenger RNA of Eucalyptus grandis, 2595 nucleotides long. Its product is annotated as disease resistance protein RUN1-like. Lineage: Eukaryota; Viridiplantae; Streptophyta; Magnoliopsida; Myrtales; Myrtaceae. The record is from RefSeq and is a predicted model, not a curated record. Gene Ontology annotation, biological process: defense response. Gene Ontology annotation, molecular function: protein binding; ADP binding. The coding region runs from base 40 to 2523 and encodes 827 amino acids. The transcript is spliced from 3 exons.